Molecule: messenger RNA, 2325 nt
Organism: Marchantia polymorpha subsp. ruderalis
Lineage: Eukaryota; Viridiplantae; Streptophyta; Marchantiopsida; Marchantiales; Marchantiaceae
Source: the annotation of a GenBank genome assembly
CGCGGUGGGCAAUGAAAGCUGGAGCAGAGGUUGGCUGCGACAGGACACAAUAAGCUGCCGUCGACGAAGAAAAGUUGGGGUCUAUGUUCCGCGAUUCGGCCUUCGGUCUGUGGGUCUUCUUGUUACAUAGAAUUAGACGGUAGGAGGAAGGCAAAUGUUUGGAGAGGGGACAGGAGGAGGAGCAGCUGCGGCAUCACCACCUGUACUUGUGCCUACACGUUUUGUAUGGACUCAUGGUGGACGUCGGGUUCAUCUGUGUGGUUCAUUCACCAGGUGGCAGGAGACAAUGCCGAUGUCGCCCAUGGAAGGUCUGCCAACAGUGUUCCAAGUUGUCUGCACACUUCCUCCUGGGUACCAUCAGUAUAAGUUCAUUGUUGAUGGUGAGUGGAGACACGAUGAUCAGCAGUCGGUUAUGUCCGAUCCUCUCGGAAACGUAAACAAUUGGGUGCUUGUUAAGGAACCGGAGCAUUUGUCUAGUGUUGAGGGUUUGGGACAGUUAGGUGCCAGUAUGGAUGUGGACCACGAUAUGCCUCCCCUUACGGUAUUAUCCUCUCUCCCUGAAACGUCGGGUUUAAGACUUGAUGAUCACCAUCAAGUUCAGCAUCAUUUGCAAGCGACAUUAUUACCUGAGGUACCCGCGCUCUCUGAGGGUGAUGCCGAGGCUUCGAGGCAACGUAUUGCAGAUUUUCUUCUCCGUUAUACAGCGUAUGAGCUGCUUCCAGAGUCUGGAAAGGUCGUUGCGUUGGAUGUUACCUUGCCCGUGAAGCAGGCGUUUCAUGCCCUCUAUGAACAGGGCCUUCCAGCAGCUCCGUUGUGGGAUUCAGAUAGGCAACAGUUUGUAGGAAUGCUUAGUGCUGCCGACUUCAUUACCAUUUUAAAACAGCUUGGAAGCAAUGGAGCAAUCUUGGCAGAGGAUGACUUCGAUACACACACCAUUGCCGCAUGGAAAGAAGAGAAGCUUCAACUUGCCACGCAGAUGGAUGGGUCUCGCAUGAGUCCCCGACGACCUCUUCUCUAUGUUGGACCUGAUGAUUCUCUUAGACAAGUGGCUGAUCGGUUAUUGGAGCAUGAGGUGGCCAUGGUGCCAGUUUUGCACUUUCCUCCGCAAAAUGGUUCAGUUCCUCAGUUAUUACAUCUGGCAUCCCUUUCAGGGGUACUCAAAUGCAUGCAUAGACACUUUCGGAAUGUUCCAGGCUCCUUACCUCUGCUAUCACAACCCAUUGGGGCGUUGCCUCUUGGAACUUGGAUUCCUGAGAUCACUGGAGACGCGGGUGGUCCACAACUUGCAGUACUUCGUCCAAAUGCAACUCUUUCCAAUGCCCUUGCAUUACUUCUCCGAACCGGAGUAAGUUCUCUUCCAAUUGUGGACGAGCAUGGGUCCCUGGUGGAUAUCUACUCAAGAAGUGACAUUACAGCGUUGGCAAGGGAUAGGUCGUAUGCCCAUCUACAGCUUGAUGUAGUUACUGUAACUCAGGCUUUGCAGAUAGGUGCUCAAGACUGGGGUAACGGUCCUGGGGGACCCACUAGUGCCGGCAAUCGAUUGCACAUGUGUGUUCGUUCAGAAAGCCUGCGGUCUGUGGUUGAGCGAUUGGCCCAUCCUGGUGUACGGAGGUUGAUUUGUAUUGAGGCCGGCAGUAAGCGCGUAGAAGGAAUAAUUUCUCUGAGAGAUGUAUUCAACUUCUUGCUUGGUUAAUAGGUGUUUGAUUCUCUCUAUUGUUUCAUUUCAGCGUGGUCAAUGUAGUUUUGGUCCCCUGUGUCAGGCUAAAGAGAUUUGGCCCUGGGGAUGCUGCCAUCAAACAUGGCCUAAUUGGAUGCGUACACAUAGAAUGAUUAAAGGGUUCCCAUCACUCAUUUUUUUCUCUUGUUCAUCUCAUCUCCAUGAAGCUUCUGGUAUGAAAAGUGAGAGUUUCAGUAUAUGUUGGCUGUCUAAUAAUCUCAGGCUGAGGUGAGAUGAUCUUACAGUUCGACAGUGAAGUUCCCUGAUCGAGAAUUUCUCAUGGGAGAACCCUUUGUGUCGUACGGUGUAGGAGAUAGUGAAGUAGAGUCGUCCCUGGGUGUUGUGGCACGAGGUGAACUAGUUCACUACAUGGUGCACUCUGUAUUGUGGGAGUAAGUUACUAUCGCAGAACAGUAUGUCUCCCUUGCUUCCCAUGAUGUCUUUGAUAAAUAUUGGGGGAGAGUGAGUCAUCUGCCAAGAUUUCCAACUGGUUAGUGGGAUGAAUGUACCAUCCUCUACCUAAAACUCUCGUGUAGAUUACAUUUGCCCAACAUUGUGUAGAAUCAGAAGACUCAUUUGAAAACAUCAUGGAAUUAUCACAAAUUCUG